AUGAACGGCAAUCCGUCGACUUCGAAAAGAAGCCAACCACAACGACCCCGGCACGCCUCUUUACCGCCAUCAGAAGAAGAUGAAGAUCCCCCGUCGCCGAAUUCAUUCACUCAUCGACGAACAGACACCAGAUUUCCCACUCAUGUCAAUGAGGAGGUGUUUGGACACAAUCGCUUUCCCACGGGCACAAAUGAGGAGCUGUUUAUGAGCGUUGAUCGAUGGGACAAUAACAAAGAUUUGACGCAUUCAACUGGUUUUCCCAAUCAGCCACGAGUCAAUUGGAGGACGUCGAAUGAAGAGCAACAACAUUCUGAAAAUCGUUCUUCAAAAAAUAAUUGUCUACGACUUCUUAACGACAUUCGAAGUAAAUGGACAUGGAAACACUAUUUGGCAGCCGGUUUUGUGGUUUUCUUGGUGAUGGCUCUUUUAAUCACAGCCAUUGUGUUGUUAGUCGUUUUAAAGAAAGGAAGUGGAGCCACGAAUAAGAAUAUCUUCAGCACGAAAGCACCUCCCACAACUCCAGUGGUGCCCCGGGGUGGAUCAGGCUAUGUGCGAGCGCUCGAGAUGAACGUUUUUAAAGUGAACGAGUCAAUCGAAUCACUGACUCCAGUUUACGAGGAACCCGGGCUAUUCUUUGGGCUCCUAAAAGAUCAAAUCUAUCUCUUCAACGUGUCCGAAGAUUCCCCAAAAGUCGUUGGAGCCGACAUCGACCGGCAAAACGCCUCAAAUUGUCGUCUUUUAUUCGCCGAUUUGAAUUGCUUCGAGCAAUCCUACUGUAAUCGAUCACAACUCAUUUAUUGCUGUUUUUUCGAUUUCCCAAAACAAUCUGAAUUUUGUUCUUUCGCCGGGAAUUUGCAUAGUGAUUAUGAAAUGAUUUCUUCAUAUCGAUACAAUGAAACGAAAGAGUUGCAUUUGGCGACAAUUAGCGGAUUAAAUGAGGCGACAAUCGAUUACGAAAAGGAUACGUAUCCAGGAAAUCAACGAGGCCCAAAGCAGUGUGCUUCAUUUGGCGACAAGAGAAUUCUCGCAGCAGGCGCUGCUUUCAAACCCAGCAGUCCUAUGGUAAAUCUUCUGGCAGCAGUAUCCGACACUGGCGAACUUUACAUCAACUAUCGAGACGAUACAGAAGGGCAAAUCAAUGACUUUUCAAAAACGAACACUUUCGAAGCGUGUUUCUCUGAUUCGGCUUCAGUUUUCGCAUCGUUUCCCGAGAAUUCGACCAUUUUAGACAUUUCAGUCGACUUUUUCGAUCCAAAUUUCUAUAUUGCUGUGACAUCCUAUAGUGCCUUGGGUGGGCAGGUGCACAUCGUCGCCGAGCGAAGUCUUCGCGCUGAUCGCUUUCGGGUGAUCGGCUUGACC
This is a messenger RNA of Mesorhabditis belari, 1359 nucleotides long. Lineage: Eukaryota; Metazoa; Nematoda; Chromadorea; Rhabditida; Rhabditidae. The record is from the annotation of a GenBank genome assembly.